Messenger RNA from Auanema sp. JU1783, 1155 nucleotides. The record is from the annotation of a GenBank genome assembly. Lineage: Eukaryota; Metazoa; Nematoda; Chromadorea; Rhabditida; Rhabditidae.
AUGUCUGUACCGCCAUCGCGGGCACACUCUGAGGUAUUCUCAGCAAGCCAAUAUGGCGGUGUGCAGACGGUACGACCCCGUCGAAAUAUAAACUAUUUCAAUUUACCAACCUUUAUUCUUCACAUUGUGGGAUUAGCUUGUUUGUGGGCGCUCUGGUAUUAUCUAAGAUUCACAACAGUUUUCCCUUAUCAUCAAAGAGUUUUUUAUUGCCGAGACAUUCAUUUGUACAAACCGAAUUUUGUCAAUGAAGAUUUCAAUGUGUACGUCUCCUACCCAUUGUUGUACACCCUGGGAUUUGUCUUACCGCCAGUUGUUAUGCUCAUUGGCGAAACUAUGUUCUGGCUUUUCAGUACUAAACCAAGAAAAACAGUCUACGCUUCAUGUGGAGAAUGCAAAGUCCAUCUUUUCACAAGAAGACUCAUGCGUUUCGUAGCUAUUUUCUUAUGUGGAGCUUUAGUCACUCAAAUUUUUGUCGAUACAAUCAAACUCAUGACUGGAUAUCAGAGACCGUAUUUCCUGUCACUGUGCAAUGUGUCUCUAACAUCCUGCACGGCUCCCUUGGAACACUCGCCUUCGCCAUCACCACAUCUAGCUUGCAACUUCCGUGGUGCAGAUGAGUUGAGAUAUGCUUGGUUGACUUUCCCGUCUCUUCACGCAGCCUUCUCCAGUUAUUCUGCUAUCUUCGCUUCGUUAUAUAUAUAUUAUAUGAUCAAUCUUCGCGGAGCUCCACUUUUGCGACCAUUCCUAAUAUUCGGAUUUAUUGGCUUAGCUAUAGUCGACUCUUUCUCAAGGAUCAAUGGAUAUAAAAAUCACUGGAGGGAUAUUUGGGUCGGAUGGGUUAUUGGCGCAUUGAUUGCAUGGUUCUUGUGCUAUUGUGUACUUUGCUUCCAAGAGGUUUAUCAUAUUGUCGUUGAGAAGACUCCUAUGGUAGAAGAUAGAGAACCUCCGUUCUUCAGUUGGUUCCGACUGCCCCGUGUACAAGCUCCAUCCGUUCGUGAGGAUUAUGUAGUAUAUGAAGAGGAUGUGCCACAACAGGCAGGAACUGUACCGCGACAUCGCAGGAAUCAUGAUAAACAAUAUGAGGUUACGACAACGACCGAGUCUUUCCAUCGAACCAUAAGUCCACCACAGAACAAUGGAGGAUAUAACUAUUAA